Messenger RNA from Diorhabda sublineata, 29214 nucleotides. RefSeq names its product synaptosomal-associated protein 25 (gene Snap25). The record is from RefSeq and is a predicted model, not a curated record. The coding region runs from base 221 to 853 and encodes 210 amino acids. Gene Ontology annotation, biological process: exocytosis; synaptic vesicle priming; synaptic vesicle fusion to presynaptic active zone membrane. Gene Ontology annotation, molecular function: SNAP receptor activity; syntaxin binding. Gene Ontology annotation, cellular component: SNARE complex; plasma membrane. Lineage: Eukaryota; Metazoa; Arthropoda; Insecta; Coleoptera; Chrysomelidae. The transcript is spliced from 7 exons.
AAUCGAAAAGAUAUUGAAAGGCAACCAAUUAUACAGUAAUGUUGCAGAAGUAGCAAAGAUCCGGCAUUGUAUCUGUCUGGUAUUGUGACGUUUAUUAGAAAAACACAAUAAAAUCCUCCAAAUUCAUAAAUAAAAGUGUGUUAUGUGAUUAAAAUUAUACUGUGUAAAAUUGUUCCAUUAUUUAUUGUGCUCCACCCAUUCUAAUCCGUUUUCAGUAAAAAUGCCAGCACCAACCGCCGCCGAAAAUGGAGCCCCUAGAACAGAACUACAAGAACUUCAGCUUAAAGCUGGUCAGGUCACAGAUGAGUCACUGGAAAGUACAAGACGUAUGCUGGCACUCUGCGAAGAGAGUAAGGAGGCUGGAAUCCGCACCUUGGUCGCUUUAGAUGACCAGGGAGAACAAUUGGACCGAAUUGAGGAUGGAAUGGAUCAAAUUAAUACCGAUAUGCGAGAAGCCGAAAAGAACUUGACCGGAAUGGAAAAAUGUUGUGGACUAUGCGUAUUACCGUGUCAGAAGGGAUCUUCAUUCAAAGAGGACGAAGGUACGUGGAAAGGUAAUGAUGACGGAAAAGUCGUUAAUAACCAACCGCAACGGAUGAUGGACGACCGCAACGGAAUGGGACCACAAGGUGGAUACAUCGGCAGGAUUACAAACGAUGCAAGAGAGGACGAAAUGGAAGAGAAUGUAGGCCAAGUGAAUACCAUGAUAGGUAAUUUACGUAACAUGGCGAUCGAUAUGGGUUCAGAAUUGGAAAAUCAGAACAGACAAAUCGAUCGUAUCAAUCUCAAGGCUGACUCCAACGCAACGAGGAUAGAGGUGGCCAACCAGCGGGCACACGACCUUCUCAAGUAGACACAUUACACAAAAAAAAAACACUGAAAAGUUUAUACCUUUCAUUUUUUGCCUGUCCAACCCGUUCCUACUGGUUAAUAUCCGAUUCAAAUGUAAUAAUUAUCGCUUUUUGCUGCUUACUAGCAUACAAACAUCAGUUAACAAAUUUUAUCAACAAACUAAUUUUAUAUAUUAUAGUAUAGCUUCGUGGUGACGUAACAAACAAUUUUAUUUUUAAAUAAUGUACUACAAAUAUUAUAAGAGAAUACACAGUUGGCUUAAGUAAUACAAAAAUUGGUUUUUGUUGUAAUCAUUCUUAACCCUUUAUUGCAUGAUAUUGAAUAUGUGAAAAAAAAUUUUCUUAAACUGAAUUGUUUUUUAAAAACUACAAAAUGAUCUACAGAUUUUGUUUGUUUUUUAAAAAUUACAUCCAAUAAAUCCAAGUUUUUAUUUUCAUACAUGGUGUGAUAUCAUAAUUUUAUUAUAUCUGUAGACAAUGGUGCAAAAAAGAAUGUUAUACAAAAUUCUUUUUUUUUCUUUUUUCGUUAUACAUAACACUUAGUAUAGGUUCUCAUUGAACAAAUCUGUCAAAUUAUCUGCCACUCUCAUAAGUUUUUCUCAUUUGUUUCCUCUGGGUUGGAGUCAGAAGCCUUGAACAAAUUGAUGGACUUCCAUGGCUUCUCGUAGAAGGUAAAAAAGUCACUCCUCGUUUAAGAGGAAGGGGUAUUCCAGUUUUACGCAAAUGUGAUAAAUAAGAGUCUUCGUUGUUUCUUUACCAUAAAAUCCACACAUUUACGGCGCAUAGGUCUAUCAUAUGGAAAAAAUCGUCUUAUACCACUUUUAUGAUCUCAAAUGAAUUAGUGAAAUAAGUAGAUCUAGCCUCCAAUAUCACGACGAGGUUUAACCAGAAAAUACGUAUAAAAGUUUCUUUACAAUUCUUCAGGAAUUCUAACGUAAUCUCCUUCUCUGAGACAAGACGCACUUUUCCCAACGCCGUUUCCACAUUGCUGAGUCUUCAUUUGUGAUGCUGUUCAGAUGCCGUGUUGUUCCUGUUUCAAUAGCUUCCACAUCUUCUAAGAGUCGCCAUCUAAGCAUCAUUUUGCAUUUCGGAAACAAGAAGUCACAAGGAGCUAAAUAGGGUAAAUAAGGCGGAUGGUCUAUCACGGUGAUUGACCACAACUAGCGACAUGUGAGCGGACCCUUUGUAGUGAUGACGGAUCCGCCUACCUUCUUGUGCCAAAUCCGGUCGAACCCGAGCCACACGAGCUUUGAGACGUCCCAACACGUAAAAAUUUCCGUUCACUCUCAGGUCGGCAUGGAUAAAUUCCUUGUGAACUAUACCUCUAGAAACGAAAACAGGAAAGAAAACAUCAUCUUCACAUUGGAACUUGAUUUUUGCGGAUUAUUUGUUCUCAGUCUCUUGCUAGCUUCCAUUCCUUGCUUGGGGAUUUGAACUUGACUUCGAAUUCGUAGAACCAGUGAUAACUGGGUUGAGAAAGUCCCUUCUUUCCUCUGAUUCAAACCAAUACUUAUAGCUUUCAAUCCUCUUUACUUUCUGUUCUUGAGUCAAAAGCUUCGGUACAAUUUUCGCAAACAAUUUCUCCAUUUCUCCAUUUAAAAUUUUUGUGUUAGAAUUUCGUGAUUUGAUUGUUUGGGAGAGUGACGCUUCAUCAGCCAUAAUUAUAAUUGCAGUAUAGCAAGCCCGAAUUAAUUUAACAUUUUCAUUGGUAGGCGAUGACGACGGGCGUCUUUGGUCUCCGUUCACUAAUUCUCGGCCUUCUAGUAACCUUUUUAACCACUUGAAAUUACACGUCUUUGAUUAAUCUUGACUUCAUCAAUUUUAAAACGACAUUCUGGUUCAACAAUUGUUUCAAAAUGUCAAAUGAUAAUAUACAAAAUAGUUUUGUUAUUGCUAAUGAUUCGAUAAACUAACCCCAUUGAGCAAUCUAAGUAAUUGGUGAAAUUCAUUUAAAAAUUGCCGCCGCGGGCUGAACAAAUGCUUUUGCCGUAACUUUCUGCAUAAUUUGUGAAAUUCUAGAUCUAGUUUUACGUCUUUUUUUUUUAGAAUAAAUAAACAUGUCAAAUCAUAUACGAGUUAAAGGGUUAAGAAUAAUGAGACAACAGAUCAUUAUUCACUGCUCCUGUGUUAAAAUUAACAAAGCAGAAAUCAUUUUCAACAUAAAUUUUUCGCAGCAUGAAAAUAAUUAAUUAUUUUUCCUAUAUAUUCACGUCAUCACGUUUUGCUCAGUAUCUACUUUUAUUCACCUAUAUUUAUAUUUAACAUAUAUUUAAGUGAGAUAAGCUAGAAAUUUAGGGACCAGGUUUAUAUGAGAAUGUUUUGAGAUUUUGAGUUUGUAAAUUAUUUGUUAAUAUAUUUUAUUUCACAUUUUAUUUUUUUUAUUUAUUUAUGGAACAACACGCAUCAUAUAAAUUAGUUUUUUUUAUUGUUUGAAUACAAUAAACUAACAUCACAUAUUUGUAAAAUCUAUAUAGGAUGUCUUACAAAAAUAGACGUCAAGAUUAAGUGAAUUAGUAGAAUCACUUAGUACAUCAACAUAUCAAAAAAUUGUUCUAUUUGUUCCUAAGUUCAAAAAGUGUGAGAAGAGCCACCGAGCAAUUUGCAAUAGAAAUUUUUUAUUAUAACAUUUUUCAAAGCAAUAAAAACAAGAAAUUCUAUAAGCUCAUUGGUUUACUUCGGAGCAGGUGAUCUAUUAGCGUGGGGAGGUCUUUUUCAAUGAUAAGACUCUUUUAAUCGUUUCGCAGAUCAGCUUGCCAGUUCCUAUUAAAUUUUAUAUUGUCUUGUAGCUCUUAUAUUUAGUGCAAGCAAUCAAAACAAGGAGUUGCGCAUUGGUUUACUUCGGUGCAGGUGAUCUUCCACGAUCCGACUCCUUCAGUUUUUUUUUCAAAUCAGCUGACAAAUUACUUUUGAAGCUUCUAUUGUAUUUUUGUUCAAAUAAUAAAUUGCUUAAUAGUGUCGGUGUUUGGUAUUUUGUUCUGUAAUUACUUUCUGUACGAAUGGUUCUGUUAGGUUGAAGGAGCGUUUGAUGUGAUACAAAUAAUCGGGCAGCAGUUAUCAUGCGUAGUAUAUCCAUUUCAUACGUCAUUAAACUUUCCACAGUAAAUAUGACUUGCUAUGAUAUCCCCAGAUUUGGAAACCAUAUUUGUAAACCGGCUUUGUUACAGAUUUGUAUAUCAGAUUUUUUUUUCUUAGAUCUAUUUGUUUUCGCUUUUAAAGUAUGUGUUCUUUCCAGUUGAGUUUUAAGUCGAGGUAUAUUCCUAUAUAUUUGAUACUAGGAGAAGUUCAAUUGUGUUGAGUGGAACUAGAGGAUAUUAACAUUUUCUCAAAGUCCUUUGAGCAGAUUUCGUUUUAAUUAUCCUAUAGUCGUGUCUGUAAGAUGAUGUUACUAGUUUCUCAUGGACUGUAAGAAUGACGGUAUCGUCUGCAAUAAUACCAGUGAUGGUUUCAUUAUAAGUUGAUAGAUUUGCUAUAUGUAGCACGUAUAGUAGAGGUACAAGAAUGCUGCCUUGAAGUAUACGAAAUUUCAUUGGAAACUUCUUUGAAACACUUCCAAUCAAUCCUGUUUAAAUUUCUCUUUAGCUCAAAAAUGAUCUCACCAAUGCCUUUUGCUAAAUCUUGUUUAAUGCAACCAUCCAAAAAAAUAGUUAUGUAGUACUGUUCAUUUUCCAUUGCAGUAGUUAUGCUGAAUAUUAUUCAGCAUAACCUGCUGCACACUAGAGUGCUCUUUUAGGAAACGAAAUUGGUGGUCUUUGCUAAUUGUUUAUAGCAAUAGUCUUUUGGAUACGAUUGUAAAUGGGCUUAUUGGUUUUAUUUAGAUUUUCUCCAUCUUUGGACUCAAUAUUAUUUCACGAGUUCUUAAGAGUUUUAGUCAAUAGUUUUAAUGUAAAACGGCAGUGAAGAUGGGGUAAAUGAGCAUAAUUUCUGUCUCUGGUAGUUUCCCUAUCAUUGUAGGAAUUAUUUUUUCUACAGCUCUAUAUCCACUUAAAAUUGAAAGCUACUUCUGGUGCCCUCUGUAGCUUAAAAUUUGUGGAAUUGCGAGAUUUAAUCUUCAAAAGAUUUGUCAAAAAUAAGCAAAGCUACACGGAUUUAAAUAGAUGAUGAUAUUCGUUCACUUCAAAGCCUUUUUGAGGUAUUGUACUGAAAGCGUACACUACACUGCUGGUAAAGUUGACCGAAGAAGAUAGUGAGGCGACAACUUCACUUCGUCUUGCCUCACUUAACUCCUGAUCAUUGUAAGGCUUUGCGCCCGACUCAAAGGACUUGAAAUGAGAUGAAGUUCGAAUAUGUUUACAUUCUUACAUACAAUUCAGAUUACAGUGCAUUGCAAUCAUCCGGCAUUUUCUUUUUCUCCAUUUUUAUUUCAUUAUAUUUGUAUGGUUAGUAAGUGAGAGUGCAGUGCACCAGCAGCUGCUACUUGAAUGUCCAUGUUGCCAAGUAUGCGGACUCCAAGAGAGUUCCUCGCGAGAUUGCACGAGUGUGUAGACGUGCGCUUAGAUGUCCAGUUAACUUUGGGACAAGUAGUGUAGUAAACAUAUUACAAAAUGUUUACUACAUUCAUUACUUUGUUUGGCGCUCGUUUUGCUUAGAGAUAAACGUCUUAUAGUCGGACUAUGAAGACGAUAACUCGAUUAAGAAAAAUCAUGUUAAACAGUGUCACUGUUGUUGGUAUAGUGGAAGUAAGCAGUGUGUUUAUCAAGAAUAUCGCCAAUGGUUCCAGAAAAAAUAAUAUGUUUGUAUUAGUCGCUCUUCUUUUUCCAUUCCUCGCCGUUGUUGUGGAUAUCCUAAAAGCAGACCAGUCUGCUCUGUAUCUGUUUUUGAUCUAUAGCAAUUUCAGAUAAUUUCAGUAAAUGAAAUUUAAACUAAUAUUCAACAAAAUACAAUAUGAAGUGAAUCUAAACUUGAAAAACCAUAUAUACGGUUUACUUAAUGAUAAAAUGUACAAAUAUUCGUGAAGCAAACAUUUGAAUGCCCUACAAAAUCUUCAAGAUUUGAUGGUGAAUACUUCAGGACGUCUUGAAACUCUCCUGUCAUAUGUAAAGUACAGAUACUAGAUGUCAUUUUGUGCCAACUUGAUUUAAUUAACAUUUCUAAAAGUUUUUCCUAAUAGUUAACCAGUUUUUAAGUAUAUCUCAAAGAAACAGACAACUACAAACUUAUUGAAUUGUAUUAGCCUGCACUGAUAAAAUUUUAAACCUUAACUCACAUUUUUCAUUAGAAUCCUAUAUCUAUAUUUUCCGCUACAGCACGGAAAAAUUUUCACUCACACAAAAUAAAAUUGUUAUCUAAAUUCGUCGGCAUACCCCAGUCCCACGAGUUGCGCAGGAAAAUAAAUAACCAAUAGACAGCUGCAAUUCUGAUUCUGGAAAUGUUACUUUGCCAACGCUUCCUCAAUUUUCUUCUAUAUAUCUGCAACCACUUUAGCAGGAACAACAACAGGAAAACAUUUUCUUGCUGUACUCUAUUCUUCGAAUCCCUCAUGUUUUCUUCUACACUUAUACACUAUUAUCUUGUACCUCCUUCAAUUCCAAGGCAGGAUUGCCAUAUUAUGUCGUAAUCAUUGAAACAACUCGAGGACCUUUUCACGUCAUGUACAUUUUAAUAAUUAUCAAUUUUUUCUCUAGUUGCUUAUAAUUGUACAGAUGUCAGCAUAAGUCAAGCAAAAAAUUUGCAUUAAGAGAAAAAAAUCAAUUUAUUAAAAGAAAUUACAAAAGGGUUACGCUAAGUGGUCAAAUUGAUACCUUUCUUGAUCAAUUGCAUUUUCGGCAACGUGUCUCAACGAAAAGCCAGAACCAGCGAAGCAUGUCAAACUAUUCACGAAGAGUUUAAAAUUAUUCUUCAUUUGCGGGUGUCAGUUCACAUGACCUACUCAAUGAAUCCUCGUCUGCCCAUCCAUUCUCCAAAAUGAUUCGCAUACGCAGAUACGUUACAGAAAAAUUCUUUCUUGAAGCGUGAUCUUGUAUCGGUUAUUAAUUCUGAAAAUGCGUCUAUUGAACAAACACGUGUUAUCAUGACACUCGCACACUAGCUGAAACACGAACAUGCUUCGUUUUAUUCUUUUUCGUUUGCGUUGUCUGACUUAUGCCGAUUUCAGUAUGUCGAUUUUACUUCGGGCAAAGAUGCUUACGUUUUAUAAAAUAAAAUAAAAAAAAAUUAAUUACGAAAAUAAUAAACGUAUGCGAUAACUUAAUCUUCGUCUUUAAAGGCUAAUGUAACAGUGCUUCCUGUUACAUUUAAUAGUUUUCAAUGUAGAAUGGAUAAUAUGUGAAUUUAAUUCAUACUUGAGGAGUCGAUUUGGCUAUCCUAUACCUAACGAUAUAAUUUCUGUAUGACUCUACGUGCCAUUAUUUUGUUUCCAAAAUACGUGGACUCUUCCUGAAUGAGGUAAUUUAUCUGGGGGUUUUAUUGUCCCACUUACUAAGCAUUACUCUGUUGAGGUACAUAAACCUUUAGGUUAAAUGUACGAUGGUAGAUACUCUGCUGUCUCCAUGGCUUGGUUGCAGAAUCUGCAGUUUGCCCCUUCUGCAGUGCCUAUCGUCUUAAGAUGCAGAAGUGCAACCACCAGUUCAAUGUCAUUUCUGGACAUAAUGAGAAGCUCCUUUUUACUUCUUGGUUGAUAUGUUUAUGGAUCGUUCAGGUUGUCUAAGGCCUGAAUUGUUUCUCCAGUAAGGUUUCACCUGAUUCUCCAGCAAACUUUCAGAGCCUUCUAGGCUGCUUGGCUAUCGGAAAGAAUGCGAAUUCAAGUGCACCUGACUAUAAAAGUUUAUUGCUGUCAAAUUUACCUGAAAAAUAGCUUACAUUAUAUUCGAACCCUCUGUAUACUAGAUGUAUUCAUGCUUGCAAAUGAUCUUUAUUGAUCCAUAAUUGGCGGUCAUUGAUCACCGCUUUGAAUGGGAUGUUGUUCAUCAUGCUAUAAAUUUGGUCCAUUGGUUUGUCACUGCUUUCCAGCUUUAUCAGCUCUACUAUUUUUAGGUAAUGUGGCAGAUACGAUGACUUUUUUUGUCUGGUUGAGUCUGUAGAUUUAGAUAGUGAAUAAUUCGUCAUUGCAGCACUAACGUUUGUAACUACUGGUUUUCUUGAGAUAUGCUAACAUCAGGAUUUAUCAAUGUUAUCAAUCUACAAACAGUGAUAAUUCCUUUAUAAUUAAGACAAAUUAAGUUACACGAAAUUGCAUCUAGUAUCUUUAAUCUAUGUUUAGUGGUAGAGUUUCAAAACACACUAUCUAUACAGUUUCAACUACUCGUAAAACUUUUCAAAAAUAUUGAAGCAAGUUGAUGGUAUUGAAAAAAUCUAAAUAAAUGAUUCCGUCAUAAAGUCGUUUUUCACAACCUCUCAAAUAGGAAUAUGAGAGACAGUUUUUAAUAAAAGGGGAAAUAAUAAGUCUAUUUGUUAAAAUUGAAAUAUUCGACACUUACAUUGAAAACACUUGAUAUUUUUCUAGUAGGAACGUGUUGAUAUGUAGUAAUGUUCAUAAUUUUUAAAAACGGCACCUGGUUAUAUGUUAAUGUUGGUUAGGGUGAGAGCAACGAAACACGCAUUGCAGUGGCCAACCAGCGUGCCAACAAACUUCUUAAGUCCUAAAGAGAGAGAGUGGUGGGGAUGAUUCAAGUCGCCUUUUAUACUUCUUUCUCAAUUCUAGAUGUUAAUCGGCUUGAUCAAAUAAUAGUUUGCACAUAUAUUAAUUUCACAAUUGUAUUUUUAUGUGAGUUGAAGCAAAAGGAAUGUGGUAAAAAAACAUUGUGUACUCUACUGAUUCGAAAACUUGUUAACGUUCUAUAUUCGGUAUAAUAAGUAGGAGCUCCAUUUUCUAAGUUGGUAGUGUCAAUAUCGAGGUUUACAUUUGUUUACUGUGACUCAGAACUUUCGAAAAUUCUGGUAACUUAUAUAUGUAAUUACAAAAAUGUUGUAUAGAGUUUCAAGAAGAUGUUUCGAACUUCAUUCGGAAAUUUUGAUAGAAAAUCUAGAAACACAUUAAAAAUGGUGGAAAAUUAAAAAAUAUAAACGUAUCAAAAAUAACGAGGCUUUCUCUAAAAAGAUUUUAAAACAAGCACAUAUUGUUUGUUAUUUCAAUCAUUUCAAAUCAUUGGAAUAAAUAAAAUAAUGUCCCACAAUGUAUAUCUUUUACGCUACUCUAGAUAAUUUUCAAAAAUUAAACUUAUUUGUCAAUAUGGAGUGGUGGGGAUGUUUGGUACACUUUUUUUCAGUUGAAUGCCCGAAAAUUUUUUUACAAUUGUUUCUUGAAUUAUUUUUUUUAAUGGUCUUGAACAAAUAAAUAAUAAGUGGAAUCACGACCAAGCAACUAAAGAUGCUUCUGAGGAGUAAUUACUAGCAAGCAAUUCAGGAUUUAAAUUCGGAAAAUAACUUCAAAUAGUUUUGAAAUUGAUUUAAUCAAUCAAAAAGUUAUUACAAAAUGAUUAAUCUACAGUCUGACUUGAAAUCGACAAUUUUUACUUAUAUAUUUCAUCAAUUCUUUUCUCUAAACGUCAACAAUUUAUAUUUUAUGGUUGAUGGUACCGAAAAAAAAACAUUUCGAAAUGAAUGAAAGAUUGCAUUUCUUAUAUAUGUAGAUUAUUAAGUUUUUACAUGAUACACACACACUCUAUAUUUGAAUUAUUCUUAGAAAUAAAUGAUCUAGCUGCACCAGACCAAGCUCAUCUCUUCCUGUAUUAGCUAGGUGUGAUUCAUUACCAUAAUUUUGAAGAACAUUCCCUCUGAAAUUGUGAAAUGUCUAUGUUAGAACAUAACCGACAAUGCAAUACUUUGCUUUAUAUCAUACACCAAAUUUAUUUUAUAUAUUUUUUUUGGACCCUAUUCCAAUCCUAUAUGUGGGUACGAAUUGUUCGAUCAGAUCGAUUGCUCCCAUAUGAAUUAGAGUCAUUUUUAGACUACCUAUUCGUGAAUUUUUGGAGCCCUAGAUCACAAUUUAUCAAAACUGUACCGACAUUACUGUCAUUUCAUCCAUUUUUCCAUUGGAACACAUUUGAUAUUUACCCCAUUCUUCUCAAGAAAAUGAAUCUUUAUCCUUUAGUUUUCUAUAAUUUACUUUAUUUCCACAUAAUGGAAUAUUCUCACAGGACUUUUUUGUUAAGUUUAUAUAAGUUAUAUUCUCAGUGUACCAAGAAUAUAAUUUUUUUUCACAUAAUUUUUGUUGUAAAAUGGUAUUAGGCCUGUAGAUAAUAGAGAUAUAGAAAAAUACAAAAACAUUUUUCAGUUUUUUCUAACAAAAGCAGCAAGUUUUGUUGUAUAAAAAAAUAACUUUCAAUUUUCCACAAUAAAGUCAAGUAGAUGACUGGUUAAAAAAGAGAGUUACCCACAACAACUCACUUCCACUGUGAGUCACAUACGAUUGUCAACUAAAACAACUAUUCAUUUUUUACUUGACAUUAAAAGAUUGUCUGAAAGUUGUGAUUUUUUUUUUAGAAAAUUUUGAAUUGUCAUGCAACUUUAGUUGUAAUUGGUCACUAAUAGGUUAAAAUUAGUUUAAACAAAAAAGUGUUUGACAUUUUGAAAAAUUUCUUUAAUUUUUUCAAUCUGAAAUUUUUAUCUCUUUCAAAAACUAUAAGAAAAAACUAAUUUUAAAACAGAAGAGACCUAAAUCAUCAUCAUACUAUCACAUUUAAAAACAGUUUUUUGAAUUUUUGGCUUAAACUUUUCGCUGAAACGCUCAUUUCCAAUAUAGCACUGACGUCAGUACAUAGUAAGCUUGUGAACAAUUGACGACAUUGUUCAGUGGUUAUUUUUUUUUCUGUUAUAAAAUAGAUACAAUACUAUUGGCAAUCUUUAUUAUAAAUUAAAAAUAAAUAGUUUUAAUUCAAUAACAUAAAAUGUUAAUAUACAUAAACGGCAAAGGAAGGAUUUCAUUGACAACGAAUGAGGAACUAUCUCUUUUCUUGUGACAAAAAUAUUUUUAUUAUAAUCAAUCCCUACGGAAAUUGGGUUGCAGCCAAUUUUUAUGAAAUUUGGCACAAUGAUAGUUUAUAGCAUGCUCAUUAAAAGUCUUUAUCGACACGAAACCUCAAAACCCCCAAACUCUAAAAUUAUCACUCCCCGAAGUGUCUGAAGAUACCCUGGGAGGAAGGGUAUUGGCUUUGGUAAAUUGCUCUGAUUCUUGGCACAAUGAUAGCUUGACCCAAGAUAAUUAAAUGUCUCUAUGGGCACAAAACCUUAAAACCCCAAAACCCUGUCAAAACUGCCCCUCCCUGAAUAGUCCGAAGAUACUCUGGGAGGAAGAGAAUUGGUUUUGGUGAAUUGUUUUGAACCUUGGCACAAUAAUAGUUCAAAGCAAGCUGAUAAAAAGUCUAAAUAGGCACGAAACCUCAAAACUACCCCUGAAAACUCCAAAGGUAGCAUAUUUAGAAAAAAUACUGAUAGUAGUGGUCCUCUUGUUGUGAAUGCUGAUACUAGAUUAUGUUACAACUGUAACAUCUUUAUAGUGAAUGAAGUAAGAGCUUUUCAGGAUGAUCCUCUGGCAUUUCGUCUAAAUAUAUUACGGCAAGCAUCAUCUAAUAACUGUUUUAUAUGUGGCCAUAAUGAAAACAUAUUAAGAUUAAGUAACAAUUUUGCCUUAAGUGGCCGGGACUAUUUCAUCUCUCCUCAAUUGACUGAGGAAUGUUUAUGAAGUUUUUUAUGCAAUAUACCUACAUUAUGGACGACCCAUAGAGACCUUAAUUAGCGUACCUUGAACUAUCAUUGUGCGAAAUUUACCAACAAGGGAUUUCGUGAAAAGUAGAAAUUAAACGUUUCGAUUAGAGUUUGGUAAAAAAAAUGUUAACUAAAUAAUUAACAAGAAUCUACCUGUUUACAAUUGGAAACUCUGAUGUUGUGGCUUAUAGGUUAUCAUAUUUUUAUUCUUCACAUUAUUUUUUCCAAAGUGACAUGAAAUUUAAUGAAAAAAUAUAUAAUUGCCAUUUAUAUAAAAAAUUAAUUACAGGUAACUGUGGCUAAUUUAUGAUAGGCAACCGAUUUCUAUUACUUUGCAUACUGUCAAAACAUUUAAUCAAACUUAAUUCUAUGAAAAAAAAACAGAUACUUAUAGAUUCAAGCAGUGGGAUCUCAACAGACAGAUAACCUACAAUAAAAUAAAAAAAAAAAACAUCAAUUUAAAUAUAAGUAAAAUUGAUGAAUCCAUACAGGGCAUUUCCUAAGUAAUCUAAAAUAUUGUACUGGACGAUUCGUCACUCUUUUAAGACGGAAACCUAACCAUGUGUGAUAAGUCUUGUAGUUAAUGAGAUACAGGGUACCGAAUUGUUUUAUUAUUUUAUUAGAAACAACAACAUGUGUUAAACAUAAAGGAAAAAUAAUACAUUUCAGAGUAUAUGUAUAAAUGUAUGAUUCGAAGAUACCAGGAUUGUUACGAAUAACAUUACAGAAUUGUAUUUGUGUUUAAUAUCGGGAUUGUGUAAAUGAGCGAUUUUAGAUAUCCUCACACACAAAAAUCCAUAGGAUUGCAUCCAGGUGACCUAGGGGGCUGAGGUAUAGAGAUCCUCGUCUGAUUGAAUGGCCUGGAAAAACGUCAUUAAAAACUCACGCACAGUCACUGCAAAAUGUGGAGGAUAUAAUAUGGAUAAUGGAUAUCAUAAAUUAUCUUUGAGAAUAUUCCAAAUAGUUCUGUUACCAAUAUUCACUUUAUCAGCAAUUUUUCUGGUACUCGUUUCUGGAUGUUUGUUGUCAAUAAUUUAAAAACCUGGUUUUCCAAGUGUGGAGUUCUCGCAUUUCUGGGUCGUCCAGUAAUACGCUCUGAUUUAACAAAAGUUUCAUUCUCUUGUAAACGAUUAUUUAUCUUAGUAAACGUAUCAGAACAUGGCAUUUUGAUUCGCUAAUCCAUAUAAAAAGUGCGUAUUAGCCAUUUCAGUAUUAAACGCUGGCAUCGUUGUUAACUUUACACAAAAAAUAAAAAUUUCUUAUUCAUUAUUCGCGAUAGUUUUUGUGUUUGACUCAGCAUUUGACAACAUUAUUUCAAAGGCCACUUAGAAUAAGCAUGUUCUUUCGUAUUACUUCUAGUAGCAGCACCAGGAAAAAUGAAUUUCACUUACAGUCAGAGCUCAUUUAUUACAAAUUAAGGUGAAGAUUUUCGCUAAAUCAACCUCUCCAUAUUGUUAUUUAAGGAAUAAUUGUCAAUUCGUACUUUAACCACGUCUAAUUACGCCACUGAGUAGAGCUUACUAAAUAUCAAUGUUAAUAGUAAGUGUAUACCUCAUUUGAUCCCAAAGAUGUGUUUCAGUUCAUUCUUGUCUUUAUUUCUUCCAUGAAAAUUUGAAACACAAAUAUAUGUGCUUUAAUUUUUAAAAUUUUUUAGAAUAUACAUUCGAAACAUCUAAAUCUAAGAAUUGGAAUGAUAUAAAACAUAAUCUUGUUGAAAAGAGAUUCUCCAGUAAGAAAAAUAGUAUAUGGAAAUGAAUAAUAAACACUGAAGUGAACUUUUUUGGGGAGGUCAAAACUUAUUUGAAGCUCAAAGUUCUCUCGUUUCAACAUUUUUCACUUAGAAUAAGAAUUUUCAUAUAUUUUGUUGAAGUAUUACUCAUUUUUAAUGGUAUCAAAAAAAAAACCCAAAUUUUUCGAAAAAACAAACAGAGGUACCUCCUAUUUCUUAAAUACAGUUGAGUCUCUACUCCACAUAUAUGAGACUAUGGUCGGUUUACUGAACGUUUGAACAAAAAUAUUAUAAAAUAAUGAAAUAGUCUAUUAAAAAAUGAAAUUUUUAAAAAAGUAUAUACAUAACAUUUUUAACUACGUUUGUUCCCAAGAUAUUUUAUAUAGAUACAUACAUGUAUAUAAUGAAUCACUUUUAAUGACUCAUAGUCUUCUUCCUUAAUCCUUUUAUAAGUUUUCAUGGCUUUAGCAUCUUCCGUUAUUCUGGUUUAUUCUCUCUUAUUGUUGAUCUUGUAUAUAACGUCUUUAAUACUUCAUAUUCAUGUCUUCUCUCACUUGAUUGUCCCCAUGGUCUAUCCUCUACCCUCCGUCAUCUCCAAUUUCUAACUUCUCUAUUACAGAUUCUCUCAACAUGUCAUGUCAUUUUAACCUCUGGAAUUUCUAGUUUAACUAUGUCUUUUCCUUCUUAUAUCACUUUUAAUUCUUUUUUAACAGGACCUAAUAUUUUCUCUUCAAUUAUCAUAAGGUUUUCUCAUUCUUUCUUCGUGAAACACUCUCUAUGUGUCAAUGGAUUUUCAAACUCUGGGAUUUUAUGAGUUUAACCAUGUCUCGCCUUUCCAUUAUCUAUUUUCAUUCCCUAUUCAUUGGUCCUAAUAUUUUCCUUCGAAUAUUUGAUGUUUUCUUCUUCUCUACAUGUCCAUGGCAUUUCAACCUCCGAGAUUUUAUGAGUUCAACGAUGUCGUGUCCUCUCAAUAUCUCUUUUGAUUCCCUAUAUAAUAGCAUUCUACAUUCAUUCUCAUCUACCCUUUUUUUUCUUGGAAUAUUUCAGGGUUUUCCUUCUUCAUGAGACACUCUCUACGUGUGGCAUGGCAUUUUGAACUCUGGGGAGUUGAUGAGUUCAAUUAUGUCUUGUCUUUUAAUCAUUCAAUUCCCUAUCCAUUAACGUUCCCCAUUCAUUCUAAUCUAUUAUCUUUUGCACUAAUAUUUGUCCCUCAAAUAUUAUGAGGUUGUCUUUUGUUUUUUCAUGAGAUACACUCUAUAUGACCAUAGAAAUUCAACGUCUUGGAGUUUUACUAUGUUUUGUUCUCUCAUUAUCUCUUCCAAUUGCUUGUUCUUCUUCUACAUUCUUCCUCAUCUGUUUUCUUCGAAACUAAUAUUUUUCCUUCAAAGUUUUUCUUCUUCUCUCUUCGUGAGAUACAUAGUUUCUAUGACGUAGGUUUCUAUAAAAAAUUUGACGUUACGUUGCGGUCUUCAUCAAAAUAUUGACAUUUACAAAAAAUAUUUUUUCUUAAUAAUCCCCAAAGUUUCUUACGCUUCGGCAUUUCUACAUUUAUACAGGAAUUAAAUGCAAAAAUCUUGAGCUCCCUACAUGCUCCCUGAGAGAAGAUACCGCUGCUACAGACAAACGGAUGGCAAAACGAUAGUAAUAGCGCAUUCUUUUUUGUAAAAAAUGCGCUAGAAAGUAAAAAUUAUGUUCAUUUAUAAUUGAUAAUUCCUAUUCAAUCCACCUCAUACAUUACGUAUGAAGAAAUAAUCAAUAUGUACUAGGUUUUUAUUCAAACUUUCAAUCAUGCUUGUAAAAUCUCUUUAAAACUGAAUUAUUCGAAGUUAUUCUAUCGCUUUCUUUAACGUAUGAGCUGAAAGCACUUCCAGCAUCACGAAGUCGUAUAGAAAUAGGCUUCAUCCUUUUCAAGCAUUGAAGAAAUUUCUGCAUUAACUUCCUCGUCCUCAUUGGCUAAUUAUUUUUUGAUCAACUCAUUUAAAUUAAAACUUAUGAAUGGUUUCUUUUUGAUCGUGGAAUUUUUCAUAUACAGGAACUAUUAUUUUAUCAUAUUUUUUAUUUGUUUCCAAUUGUCUAAUAACCUGGGAUCUGGUCACAACCUCUUAUGGUUGAAAUAUUUUUCCAAACAUAAUCAAGACUAUGUAUAAAUCUUAAUACUCCUGAGAUGCUCUAGGAAAAAACAAUUGUGGAAGUGAUGGAUUAUAGAGACUUAACUGUACUGGUAUCACAGAAUUAUUAUGUGCUAAAUAGCUAUUGGUCUAUAGAGAAUAGUAAAUAAGCAGAGAAUUAGUAAUCAAUGAUCUAUGUAGUGAACCUAAAUAUUUAUAUAUUCAUUUGAGCGUACUUCAUAUAAGUUUUCGAAGUCGGUAAUAUUGGUUAUUGUUAAAUAUAUAAACUCAAUUUCAUGCUCAUUUGCACAAAAAUCUAGUUCUUAGUACUCAUUUUACCACAUUUCGUUUUCAACAAUGAUCGAGACCUUAUACUUGUUAAGAUGUAUUCCAUUUAGCAUAUAAUAUCAAUGUUUUUUUAUGGAAAACUAAAACGAUCGUAUGGAGAAUUUUUUAUAUUCAAAUAAUAUUAAUUUGUCGUGACAUACGCUUCACCUUCAUUUAAUAUACAAAUCUAACCUGAAAUUCAAUCAGAUAAUUGCUAAUUAUAUUUAUGUUGAUGUAAUCUGAAUUUAGAUUACUUUUUUUAAUAAAUACCUACAACUAUGAUGAUAGUCAAUUUAGUUCAGUAUGGGAUUUCAAGUUUUGUCCUUGAUAACACCAAGAAUCUUCCAAAGAUUGUUAUUAUAACACAUUUAUAUACGAGUACAACAGAAAGAUAAUUGAAUCGGAAUGGAAAUCGCAUUCAUAUUAUUAUAUUGUCAGAAUUUAAAUAAAUCUUGCAAAAUAAAAUAAAACAAUUCUCCAUAUACAAUAAAUAUGUCACUUCUACAUACCUUUUAAUCACAAUCACUUUCACAAUAAUGUAUAAAUGAAUUAUUUCAUUAUUCAGUUUUUUAAUAUGAUGAAGAUUUUAACUAUAUUUUCUUCAUAACUCGUUCGAAAGUGUGUACUUUCGACCCUAAUAGCAGGGACAGAUUACACUACAAGGGCCAAAAGCUGAAAUCUCGGUUCUGCCCAAAAAUUCAGCUUUUAGUUUUUGUAGCGUAAUACACGCGUGUCCUUUUCACAGGAAGUAAAUGUUAAACUUUCAUCACUGCACGAAAGUACGUACUUUAGACCGGCUAUGAAGAAAAAUAGUAUAAUACAUUACACGGGCCAAAAGUUCAAAUCUCGAUCUUGCGUAUCAUGAUGUCCGAUAAUUCAACUUUUGACCCUUGUACUGUAAUAAACUAUUAUACCUAUUAGCAUAUUGAAUACCUAAUACCAAUAUUGUUUUCGAAUUUGUUGCCUCAAAUUCACAAUUUACAAUCAUAUUGUAAACAUUUUCAGGUAUAUUUCGAAAUAAUUACACAGGCCAACAAAAAUAUAUGUUUCUGCUGUUUUUUAACUAUUCCUGGUUCAUUUUUUGGUGCAAAAUUCAAAAUAGUCCUCAGAUUUUAUCUACCAAAUCUAUUUUUUAAGAUUUGCUACAAAAAGCUUUCACUUUAGAUUAUUCCUAAUAUGGGUCCAGAGAUUAGUCCCAUAAGUUGUAAACUUAACUUUUCACAUAAUUAAGCUCAAUCCUAAUUUCCUUCAGCCAUUUCACAAGGGAAUUACUUAAAUACUAAGAGAUAGGGAUUAAAAAACUUCAGUUCCGAUAAUAAUAUCCAGCCCAACAGUGAGGUGUUUUAGAUUGAUACCGAAGCUCCUUACAAACCAAUCCAUACUAUGGUGUUCGGAAGGAUAUAAAAACUUUUAGAGAAGAAUAAGAAUAUCCCUACUACCACUUACAAUGAAUUUUGAAUAAUUAUUAAUGAACUCCAUUAUUAAUCACUGAUCACUUAAAAUUUAUUUCAUUCUUAUGUAUGUAUCUUCCAACCUUUUAAUUGACCCUUGGGCUGAGUGGUGGUCUAAAUAAAUAAAUAAUUAAAAACCAAACUGGUGAUUAGUCACGAGUAACUAGUUGAAAAACAAAAUCACGAAAAACAAUUUUCUGUUAUCCAAAAAGCAAUUUUUUAUGGGGGAAUCUGUUAUGGGAAAAUUUUUUGAUUUUGUGAAUUUCUUUAUGCUAUAGAUACUAAGCUUUCGAACGACUUUGCAUCCAUUUUCAAGGCUGUAAUAAAUACCAAAUGAAACUGGUUAAGCUGGAAUAAAUAACAAAUGAAACUGGUUCAUAGAAUAAUCAUUUUCCAAAUUGUUAUAACUUGUAUAUUAAAAUUAUGAGACGAAACCAAUAUCGCGAAAUCUCACAGGAAAACACAUAAUUUGAAUUAUAUUGUGAGUUACAUUAUCUUUAUAACAAAACUGCAGUGUUAUUUUGGAAUGAAAAACUUCUUUUCCUUUUUGAGGAAUUUCAUAAAAACUAAUCUUCCUUGUUCCUACCCAUUUGUUACCAACUUAUUUUGACUUGUAUACGGGGGGUAUUCACAAUUAUACUCCCACUCCUUUGUAUUAAAUUCUAAAUAACCCUGUAUAUGAGUUAAGAAACCAACUCAGAAAAGUUGGUAACAAAUAUAUGGGAACAAAUAAGUUUAGUUUUUAUGAAAUUUCUCAAAAAGAGAAAAACAUUUAUUACAGCGUUGAAAAUUGAUGCAAAGUCGUUCGAAAGCUUGGUAUAGUAUAAAGAAAGUAAAAACAUGAAAAAAUUCACCCGCGACUGCUUUUCUCAUGAUUGAAAAAUUGUUUUUUGUAUAAAAGGAAAUUAUUUUCCGUGAUUUUAUUUAAUAAUUAGAAAGCCAUCUACAACCAGGAAUGAUUUUCAAGGAGAUUUUGUAUCACUUUUACCCAUGAACACCCAUCAAACGUUAUAUUCAUAUGAAUUGAGAUGAAGUAAAUUGUGGAUAUUUGAUAAGUUGUCUUGUUUGAGGACCAUGAAAUAUACUGGCUAUCAUUUUUCUUUAACCCUAGUCACCUGACAACUAUCCGGAAUAAUUUUCAUUUCGAUUUGAAGCUUCAUCACCUUCACUUCAGUAUGCAAAGACGAAAAUGAUAAAUUUUCUCACGUAACAAAUCUUUGUUGGUUAAAUUUCUUUGGUCAAACCCAAUUUCUUUAUCCACUUUGUUGCCGUUUUUCAAUCGACAAACCACAACUUACUCAUUGAAGGUUUUUAAUUUCUUUCACAAAAAUGUUGUUUCCUAUUCUUUCUUCAUGGUAUACAUCUUAAAAUAUGUUUUAAACUGUGAGGCUCACAGAAUACCAUAAUUCAAAAGGCAGCAAAUAUUUCCAUGACAAAUUUUUCUCAUUUAAAAACUGCGUAGUUUGUUGUAUCUUCUUCGAAGUCGCUGCAAUCAAAUGAUGUAUCAAAAUCCAAACUGUUCACUGUCGCCAAUGUGAUUUACAUGUUUCGCGUGCCUAAAUGAUAUUAUAAGCUCUUUUCACAAAGUCGAAAGUGAUUUUUUCUUCCAAAAUAUAUUUGCUAUUUACAUAACGAAAAACAUCGAGAGGAUUCACUGAGCUACGUUUGCUUGGUGAUGCCCUUGAUUUAGUGUAUUUUGAUACUAGGAAGGAAAAAAUCUAACAGGGAUAAAUUUGGCCAACCAACCGUCAUAUCUUCCAAUCCAUCUUACAAAUAUACAUCCAAACGUAACAGUUCUCGAAAUGAGAAUUCUGUUGCUAUUUCAUGGUCGGUUUUUCAUUUAGUUGAAUUUCCUUAAUCAUGGAGGAGGACUAUAUUUUUCUUGCAUCCACCUGAUAUUUUAAGCCAACCAAUAGUGAAUGAGUUAUACCGAUAUUGUGAAAACGGUUUUCUUCACUCUCCAAUAUCUUAUUAAGAAGUUUUUGUUUAAUAUUUCAAUUGACAUUUUAACAAUACAAGCAAAUCUUCUCUCUGAAUCAGCAGAUGUUAGACCUUGCGUUGAAUGUAUUAUGAAAAGACGAUAUUCGUUUUGCUUUAACACUCUCUGGAUGGUAAUAUAAUAUUACUAAUUUUUGCUGAUUUGAAAUCCGUGGAUUGACUUCAAUAUCAUCAUUAUCUUCUGCUACAAAAGGUUUAACGUGAAAAUUUGAAUAUUUUCCGCUUGGAAAAACAACCAUUCCUUAAUUUUUCGUUCUAAAGCAAAAUAAUUUUUUUAUAGAGCACGUGUACUGUUUCUUCCAAUGGCUUCGAUCUGCUAGAAUAUUUCUUAUUAGGAUUUAUUUAUGGUUGCGAAGAUCGUUUUGUUUUUCAAAUGAAAUAAAUAAAACUCUAUUUGUCGUUUCUAUGUAUCUACCAUAAAAAUAGGUAUCGUCAAAAUACUAUGAGAGUCGCUUUUACAGGAUGUUUCAAUAAAUUUUUUAAAAAUGAUAACAGAUUUAAAAUAUGACUUUGUAACAAAGUAGCUACUAGCUUAAAAUAUGUAAUACUAUACACAGUUUAUAACUGCCACAUGUCAUUUUCGAUAGUUCAAAUAGUUUUCGAGAUACAUAUUAGCCGAAACACCCCCUACUUUUUCUUACCUUUAUCUCAAAAACUUGAGCUGAGAGAAAAAAUCUGGUGGACUUUUUGGCGUCAGCACGUUAAAAUAAUCAAAUUUGGGUGUUAUAUUUCUGUCACCAAUUUCUUUUGUUUACUUUGUUGGCCUGUGUUAUUGAUAUAUUUCGACUAUUUUUGUAUUUUCAAAAACACAAUCUCGCAAUUCUAAAUAUUGACUUCCAGUUUUUUUAAGAACUUUUUUUAGAUAAACAAAAUAUAUGCCAUUCUUCUCUUCACAAAUUUAUGUAGACUAAUUCAUUACUAAUAGUAGCAUCUUAAAGCUUUGAUUAUCUCCAUGGAGUUAGUUGAAGGUUAUAUGAAUAGAAAAGUAUAUUAAUUUCAAUAAGAUAUGGGAUUAAUAAUUCUUUCUAACCACAAAAUGAUUAUUUCCGUUCAAAUGCUAAUUGACAUCAUGAAAAAUAUUUUUUAGCUAUUGUAAAAAGAAAUCUUAGAAAAUAUCAAUAUUUCCAUAUCAAUUUAUUGAGAGUCUUUUGUCUAAGAAGUAAGAAAAUUAUAUUAUGAGUUAUGUUAAUUGCUCUAAGAAAUUUUUGGCAGGUCUAAAGCUCACAAUCCCAACGUUAAAUUUGCCAUAUAGUGAAAUUUUGCCUCAAAUAUAUCUAAAUUUACUUACGGGAAUGAAGGAAGUAGGUAAAGAAGUUUGGUAGAUUCAGAGAAUGUCUGCACGUAUAGAAUUACUCAAUUAGCCAGACUAUCCAUUUUAAAAGGAUAGCUUAUAACACUGUCUGUAUUAUAUUUUUGAUAAAGACUGUAAUAAGUGAAAACGUCAAAUUUUUUUUGUUAUUUUAAACUGAUUUUUUUUUAAGGGACAUCAAAUUUUUCAAAGUAAACGUACUCUAAUGCGUCAAAUUGAUACCAGAGGAUAAACAACAGAGGGGUAAAAGUAAUUACUCUAUUAGAAAACCCUAUAACUUUCCCAAAAGUUGCCAAAUCGACAUUUGUGGCAUGAACAAACGCAGAAUAGGUUUUAUUGGUAUACCAUGAAUUCCGUUGCAGAUUUUCUGGCCUUCCUUAUCGUUCUUCCUCGUAGCAACCGUACUGUUGAGAACAUCACUCUUGUUGUCCAAUAUAUCGAAGAGAAGCCAGGAAUAUUGACCACACGACGUUCCACACCAUUGGGAAUUAGCAGGAAGAUUUGUAUACAUUUCCUUACAAAGUGCAAACAGUGCAUCAACUGUUUACCGUGUGUAACGUACGCUCAAUCUUUUGCGAAUCUGAACGGAGAGUUAAACGAUUUUUCAUCGAACAGUAUCGUGACCGAUGAUGCUCAUUUCCAUCUUAGCGGUUGCGUGAAUAAACGAAAUAAUCAUUUCUGAUACAUCGAAAAUCAAUGUAUAACCUAAAAAAACCAUUACAGCCACUGAGAGUUACUGCGUAGUGUGCUGUUUACCGACCCAGAGAAAUCAUAAAGCCGAUUUUUUUAUUCGUAGAUUGUAUGAAUUGAGGGCGCUUCUCUGGAUCGCUUAGUCUCUUCGGGACUUUUUUAAUGGGAUUUAUAUCAAUAAGCCUCAGUCUCAUGAAGUCCUUAAAGGGAAUUUUUGUCAGAAAGCGAGAGCUUGCCAUCUGAAGUUCUGGCAAGAGUGAUUGAAAAAGCCAAAUCAACAUCAACUCAAAUUGAUGAAAUAAGUUCUAAAGAAUUAAAUAAACAUGUUUCUCGGUCGUUUAUUAUUAAAAAUAAUACUGCAAAAGAAUAUUGGGUGUUUAGUUUUCCCCAUUGUGUAAAAAGUGUGUGAAAUUUAUCUCGGAAUAUCAAUACACAAUUUUGUUAAUUAUUACGAUAAUUGAUUUUAAAAGUUGAGUAAAGCUUGUAGGCCUUUCUAACAAUGAUACUUUUUUUCGAAAAAAUCAGUCCAAGAUGAAUUUUUUACAGUAAUAUGAGUAGGUAAUAUCAAAUUUUGCUAGUUCUGAAAAAUUCAAUCAUUACAGAAGAAAUUUUUCCUUAUCAACACGAAUUAAUACACACAAUAAAUAUUGUCCAUAAUUUAAUUUCACCCCUUCAGUACUAGGUAAAAGUGAUAAUGCAAUAACAUAAUCUUGCAAUUAAAUAAUGGUAAUAAUUUCUAAAGAUUUAGUUUCAUUUUCAAUGGAAAUUAUAUUAGAUUUCAUUAUAUAAUUCUAGAUUCCAUUUUAAAUACGUAUACAGUAUUUGAACGGAAAUAUCAGCUAAUUUAAUUGGAAAUAUCAAAAUAUAAAACUGAAAUCAAUGUGUAUUGUAUUGUAACAAAGUAAGCAAAUGUAUUCUUAAAUUUAAAAUUACUGUAUCUAUGAAAAAAGCCCGAAAAAUGUAUAGUUAAAUUUUCAUAAGCAGAAAUUGAAGGUUGUGAAAAUAUUUGUUAUUAUUUUAAUUCUUUUGGUGGCAUCCGCUAUGGAAAGGAAUGUAUCCUUCCAAUUUUAUAUUUUCAAUUCAGUUCCAUGAUCAACACUAAAAUGUAGAUGAACCAAAAUUAACUCCACUGAUAUUAACUAAUAAAAUGUAUCUGCGUCUUGCUUCUUGAGAAUAAUUAAUCUUUGUUUUCUGAUAAAGUUACAUUGUUGUUAAUUUUUUUCAUAAUGCGAAAUGUGUUGUAUAUCAGCUGCCAAAAUAAAGAAAGAGACUGUGAUUAUAGGUUCGUUAGGAAAUAAAAUUAUAUGAUAACGGGUUUCAUUUCACCCUAAUGAAAAAAGGUUGAUGGUAUACCAUGUAUUUACCAUAUCUAGUGAUUAUUUUGUUUUGAAAAAUCAACUCCAUUGAUUAACUUCCUAUAGUUUGUUACUUUGAACAGUAAUUUUUAAAUAUUAUGAAUUUUCACAAUAUAUUCUAUUGUAAAUGUCGUAGUUUCUUUAACCAAAAUUUGUAGUGAUAUUCUCAAGCGAUUAUUUAGUAGGUCUAUCUUUCGAUUUUAAGCGAUUAUUUAGUUGAGAUACUGUUAUGAGGGGUAUGAUUGGGUGAGGAUUAGCCCUGAUCGCGGUUCUAAAAGGGUAUCAGAUCUCUAUUAAUCUCUUUCAACUGCGAUCAGGGCUACUCCUUAUAUAUGAGACUUAGAGUCUCCACAAGGGUUGACAAUUUUUGAAACAAAAAAAAAAUAGAAGUGAGAUAUGACCCAUUGAAAAAAGAAGAUAAUAUAAUGAAAAUAAAAGGAAAAAUAAGUUACGGACUAUCUAAGAUCGUGGUGGGGAAGAGGGUGAGUUGUAGGUAAUGAAAAGAUCUACAACUUUUUGAGAAAUUCAAAAACCAAGGUUUUGAUUAGGUGAAAAUUCACCUUUUUAGGCCCCAAAUACAUUACAAUUUAUUUGAUUGGAAAUAUUCAAUUUCUAAUAUUGUUUUGUCUCAAUAUCGAAAAAGUACCGCAAUUAUUAAUUCUCCCGUCAAAAUAUCAGUUUAUUUGGAAAAGUCCAUGAUUUUUGUUCAUUGAAAUCUACUCUAUUUUCUGAUGGUGUGAAAAAUAUUACGCUCUAAUUACACGAAAAACGUGAGAUGUUACUUGAUCAAACAUAAGGGUUGUAAAAUUCUUAUAAAUAUCUAAAAAUUGUACGUAUUAAUUAGAAAAAGUUUUUGGGUACGAGUUUUUUCGCUUUUUGCCUUUUCUAAAGAAAUUUACCAUGGCAAUAGUGAUAUUUUUUAUACCAUCAAAAAGUAAAGAUUUCAUCGAACAACUCACCGACAUUAAAAAAAAUAAAAUAUUUUGACUGUAAUUCUCGAUUGAAAUAACUUACAGUGCUUUUUCGAUAUAAAGUCAAAAUGAGGUGAACAAAUAAAUAUUUCAAAUCAAAUAAGUUGGGUAAUAAAAUGGUAAGUUUUAACUAAAUUUCGUAAAAAAAAUGUUUUUUGUGAGAGAUAAAAAUAAAAAACCAAAUACUCGAUUAUUUCAAUUUUUCGCAUAAAUUUUGAGGUUAUGUGAAAAAAGUAUGAUUACAAAAGUUGUAGAUCUAUUUAACUUUUUUCCAUAGUACUUAUAGUUUUGCUGGCAAUCGAGAUAAACCGGUUUUUACCAUUAAAAACUCACCCUCUUCUACUUCCAGUCCUCAGAUCGCCCGUAAAUUAUUUGUUCUUCCAUAUUUAUUAUAUUCUCCUCCUUUUCCAAAGGGGUUCAUCCUACCAUUAUUUUAUUCACUUUUUAUCACUUGUAAGGGUUUCUACACUGGUCUAUCAACUAAAUCAUCACUCAAACUAGUGAACUUACGUGGUUUAUUGAAUCAAAUUAUAUAUUUUUAGGGCUGUUUUCAUUGAGUUUUUCGGUAACAUUCUUGUAGUCCUCUAUGUGUAUGUAUAUUUGUAUGUAUUUAAAAAGUUUUUGUCGGACAAAAACCUAGUAUUUAACUUAUUAGAACUAAGUAUAAAAACUUUAAUAACAGUUAUGUUUCAGUUAAAAAAAUAAAAGUAUAUUUCUGUAAGCAAUAAAACUAUUUGUCCAACAAAAUUUUUUCAACGUUAUUAAUGUUACUAGUCCACGUUUUUUGGUAGAAAAAAGUCGAUUGUUGUUUAAAAAUGUUAACGUUUACAAAAAAAAAGAAUUGUUAAAAAGUGUUAAGAUGCAUAUGAAUUCCGACUAUGUAAAUAGGUUGACCUGUAAGUAAAUGUAUAUAGUAUAGUAGUGUACUAGUAACAUCUCAAUCAUCUUGAAAAUUUGUCUAGUUGAUUGGGUGUCGUUAUACAAACGCCAUUUGGACAGUGUUCAAAACACACUUAAAAAAAUUUUAUUGGUGAAGUUUUCGGUACAAAGAUUACAAGACAUAUUAUCAAUCACAGAAAAGUCGAAAAAAAAACCGAUUUGACGAAUUAAUUUUCAGCAAGGCAGGAAAAUAUUCUAAAACGUGUGUAAUCAAGUUUGUACCAUACCAGUCGGCUUAGCUUUUAGUAGCUGAAAAACCACCAAAUUUUUGCACUUUAUAUCAUUCUAUUUUAAAACACAGAGGACUAAAUUCUACGUCAACUUUGGAAAAUCAAAUUCGGUUUAGUGGUUUAGUCAAAGUCGAAUGUUAACAACGAGGAAUAUUUCGUAUUUUCGUGAACCUUACAUUAUGCGACUCUCCAAGACCAUAUAUGUUGAGAACAGAUACUCCUAUAAAAAAAUCCCUGGAAUAAAAGUUUUGUUGGACAUUCUGAGUAAUUUUAUGUCCUUAAACGUGAAAAAAUAUCAACGUUUUGCACCAAAUCAGCACUUCAUAUUGCUUAUAACUUUUGAAGCGAUUCCUUCAUUAGAGAAGAUCGAACAGCGUGGUUGUAUAUCAAGAUCCUCUUCAUCAAGAUUAUCUUUAACGAGACUAUCCUUACUAAUUUGUACUUCCACGGCAAUAUGAGUUAUAUUCUUAUCCUAGAAGGAUGUUGAAUUCGAGCAUGACUGGCAGUUGCAGUUGAGGUAUAUGUCUUAACAUGUCAGCACUUCUCUUUAUACUCCUUUGUACCUUUGCAGGUAACAGUGUUGAGGAUUUCAACUGGAGCUGGAUCCUUAGUGUUUAUGAUGGAGAGGAAGCCAAGGUCCGUUCUCCUCCAUCUCAAGCUCAAGGGAUUCUUUGGUACAUUAUACCAGCCCAGGAUUUGAAGAUACCGCUCAGAGUAUGCUGGGCCGCGUCUACAAUUGUUGGGGGUAGAGGAGCCAGUUCAAAAGUUUGCUUCGUUAGUGAUCUGUCUCGUACCGUUAACUUGCUGAAAUGAAAACCUCCGGAUCGGCAAAGUUUAGUCCUUUGUAGUUUUGAAUAUAAUGACAUUUUCCAUGACCAUUCUCCAAAUACAAUCAAAAAUAUUAAAAUAGUUCAAUAAUUCGGGUUUUUAUUAUCAAAAGUUAAGCUCAUAAACUGCAAUGCAUUUACUACCAAAUAGAGGUAAAAUUCAUAAUAUAUGAAAGGUUUAAAAAUUUAUUGAAUACAGGAUACGAAAGAGUCAGUUAGGACCACAGAUUUGUCACAGUCGUUCAUUCACAUAUUCACUUUAAAGUCAACAUUCCAAAUUUUAUACAAAAUAAAAGGGUUUGGCAUAAAGUGGGUAAACCCAAAUUUCAUAAUUUGUAUGCCAUUAACCUUGAUAUGAAACAAGCAUAAAACAUAUCUUAGCAAUUAAAUUGAAAUUUGCUCAUAAGAUUCCCUUAUAAGUAAUUUUUUACGGCAGUAUCUGUCCUCCCCCUCAUGUAACACAUCUAUACCAUUUUUUCAAAUCCUUCUCGUUUGAAUUUUUUGCGUAAUGGCAGUUUUUCUUUAGAAUUUCUAACCCUUCUUACUUAUUUUAUGUUUUCUUUCUUGCUUCUCCUUCAUUGUUGAUAUUUGUGAUUUCCCCCUGAACCUUUUUAUAGAUUUUCGUUUACCGCAAUAAAAGGGCAAUGAUGAAAGCUCUCCAAUGCUCAUUUUGUCUUUUGGUAGAGCACUUACGAGUAUCAGUUCUGACUUUCCUUUAGUAGAGGAUGAGGUAUAAUUUGAAUGCUUCAAGAAAAGUCGUCAAAUUUAUUUGAGGAGUCCAUAUCAUCAGAUAUACUGGGCAAAAUGGAUUAGCAGGCUGUCUGUAUUAAAUGACUGGAUUCCAGAUGAGUUUAAACUUGAUAAAGAUUUCUCCAUUGUUUCAAUUUUAAUACAGGCAUAUUUAAAUAUUUCUAUAAAUUCACAAAAAGUUAUUUCCUUUUUAUUGUCAGCAUUUUUAGGAAAUUUACAAACAAUUGGAAAUGAUACAACCACAAAUAACAUUCUUUACCGCUGCAGUCAUUAUUGGUAACUGCUUAAAAUUACCCUAAAUGAUAUAUUUUUUGUCAAUCCAGGAGACAUUCGUUAUCGAAAAAAUAUCAAAAGGAGCGGAAUAAAACUCCCAAAAGCACUCAAUGUACAUUCGACAGUUCGGUUCUAUCCAAGCUGCCAGUUUGAUCAACAUUGUAAAUUCUGUUUGGCAUAAAUUUAAACAAAGAUACCACAUUAGCCAACACAGUUUCAAUAAAUUCUUCAUCGGCUUCUAAGGCCAAUUUGGAGGGUUUUCUUAAGAAAUAUAUGCAGCCUGCUACUUGACGAGUUUUAUUAAAAUCGUGUCGUACGCCAUUUACUUCUGCUUAUUGGGAAUCAAGUUGUUGUAAUUCUACCGUAGUCUAUCCCCGAAACAAAUGAUUCAUUUGAGCUUCAAUCUCUACUAAAAUGAUAAAGCGUCUUCUUACUCUUUAACCAGUUCUGUUGUUUUUUUUUCUGCGCGCUCUCAGUGUUGCCUCAUGAAUGUUGAAUGACUUGGGAAUAUCUCGGAUGCUUUUUUUCAGAAUCUAUUGCUUCAGAAACUUUCUGUCAAGGUUUCUCGGUUCAAUGAACGAUUUGUUUCACCCACGUAUCUGUUAGGCAUCUGAAAUAACAAUAAAUGCAGUUAAAUUACGUAUUCUUCUCAUUCGAUUUGCGCUAAGUUAGUUUUUCAUCUUUUAUCUAAAUGGAACUACUCGGGUAUUAUAAAUGAAAUUCUAAGUGCUCUUCAAUUUUCAGCUCUUCAUAAUUCAAUUCGUCUACAUCUUCAGUCAUAGCACACAAUAUAUCUGCAGGAGUGGGUUGUUAAACUGUCAUUUACAAACUUGUGAGCACUUUUUGAUCUCUUUACUUAUAUGAGAUCAUUUUGCUUACCUAUACUCUACCCUCUAUAGAGAAGUGAUUUACAUCCAGUUCAUCUACUAACUUUUUUAUUGUUUCCGCAAUUGGAGUUUUCAGUAUUUCGAGCUCUUUCAGUUUCUUCAAAAUUCCAUUCAAAAUAUUUUGUUCAGCAUUUUUCCAUUUUAUAUAAAAGCUCUACAUUUUUUGACUUCAAAACUUCGAACAAUGAAUUCAAAUCCUAAUUCAUUUCAAUGCAACUAAAGAGAAUGAAAGUAGUAUCAAUAUUUUCAUCUGCGAAAAUCAAAACGAAAAAUUCCUAUUAAUUUGAGUCAUAAGUCAAAAUAUGAAUAUUUUGUUCUGAUGAAUUAAAAUCAAUUCUACAAUAGAUCUAUGCAAAAAUUCUGUAUUUAGAGUCGGUAUUAGCUUGUUUAAGUACAAAAUUUAAUCAUGCAGGUUUGCUGGUAUCUACGUAGAAGUUUCCAAUAGAGGUUUUUUUCAAUUAAUUUAAUAUUGUCCUGUUAGACUAAACUAACUAUUCAAGUGACUGUACGACUUAAAACUUCACCGACAUAACAGUGUUUUGUAAAAGACGCACCAGUAAAAUUGAACGGAGAAUAAUUUGGAAUCCAUGAUAAAAAACAACAAAUUGAAAAAAUUUAUACAUAGUAAUGGGAAUAUAUUUACUGUGAUUAGUCAUAUCCAAAUUAACGCUAAAUAAUUUUGACAUAAUUUUUAAUUUUCUAUAUUUUCUUCAAAUGUCUGACAAGUACCAUACGGUAAAAGUCUUCCGAUGGAAAAAAUGCAAUUUUUUUGAUAAAUAUAACUCCUACACAAAUGAAUGUUUGUUCUUUCACUGAUAGUAGAAUUUUUGACACACUUGUAUCUAAUGACUUCUUUCUUCUAAAAUCCCUUAUGGGUGGUAUCAGAAAAACUAUUUCCAAAUAGUAGAUACUGAAAGAGUAAUAUACAUUUUUUUUAAAUUGCAUCGAUGAUCACUAAUAUGUUGAUAAAUGAAAUUUCUGGCGAAUAUUAGAGCAUCCUGUGUCGGGUACGUUUCACCUGUUUCAACAGAGCUAAUGGUAACUUCGUAUUCACGUUGGCUCUAAUGCCAUUGAUUCGAUUGCAUCUGUAAAUAAUUUUUGAUACAUAUGAAAUUUCACUAAUUAUUGCAGUUCCCAUUUGUUAUUUUUUAUGACAAUGAAAUAUCAUUAAGUCAAAUAUUUCUUCUUAAUUUCUUUUUCAACUCUAUCCUAUUCACAAUCAUAUUAGUUCUGAAAAACUUUAUAGAUCAAGAGCUUGAUGUGUCUGGUAUUGAAAUUUUAAAUUUAAUGCUGUUUAUUUAUAGUAAGUAACCUAAAGGGUGAUAUACUAUGCAAAGAGUCAAUUUGAAGGGAAUAUAAAAGAAGAGCAACACGAUUAAGAUACAAUACCAGAGCAUAAGAAUGUAGAAUUUAAUUAUAGACCAAUAUCCGUAAAAAACACUUGUAUAAUUUAGCCAAAUUCUGAUUACAUAAAAAAUGAUCACGUUUUUUUUGAAAUAAAAUUGCAUUUGUUUUCCAUAUAAUAAAUUGGAUAUUAUUUGUCGGACAUUUGUGUGAAUAAUACCAUGGUAUGUUGUGUUAUGUACAGUGUCUAUUUAGAUCCUUGGCUAUAACUUAGUGAAGAUAAGAGGUCAGGUGAUAUUAAAAUAUUUAAGAAAAUGGAGGCUGUUUGCAUCUCAAAAAUAUAUACUAAAAGUAUAAAUAUUGAAAAAAUCCACAUUUUUAGUAGUAAUUAUAUAGUAGUGCUUGUAAAUUAGGUUUAGUGUCAGCAAAUGACCAUAAUAAUAUUAAAAAUAUUUAUGUUCUAAUAACUUGUGCAUUACUAGAAUUAUAAAAGUAGUUGUUUGAAAAAAUAAUAAUAAAAUAUAUUACCGAUGAAAA